Octopus sinensis (East Asian common octopus) is the source of this 5414-nucleotide messenger RNA. Its product is annotated as serine/arginine-rich splicing factor 1B. NCBI's taxonomy places the organism in Eukaryota, Metazoa, Mollusca, Cephalopoda, Octopoda, Octopodidae. The record is from RefSeq and is a predicted model, not a curated record. Gene Ontology annotation, molecular function: mRNA binding. The transcript is spliced from 4 exons. Gene Ontology annotation, cellular component: cytoplasm; nucleus; ribonucleoprotein complex. The annotation marks the transcript as partial.
CAACAAGAAUCUGGAUUUGGCGGCAAUUCUGUGUCUUACCGAGGAGGUGAGAACCGGAUCUACGUUGGCAACCUUCCCCCUGAUAUUCGUGCCAGAGAUAUUGAAGAUCUCUUCUACAAAUUUGGCAGGAUAACCUUUGUGGACCUGAAAACCAGGCGAGGACCACCAUUUGCUUUUGUGGAAUUUGAAGACCCUAGGGAUGCAGAAGACGCUGUACGGGAAAGAAAUGGCUACAACUACGACAACUACAAGUUGAGAGUUGAAUUUCCACGUGGAACUGGACCUGGUGGACGGGGCCGAGGUCGCGGAAAAGGUGGACCCCCUUCGCGUCGCUCCCAGUACAGAGUGUUUGUGUCAGGUUUACCAAAAUCUGGCAGCUGGCAAGACUUGAAGGAUCAUAUGCGUGAAGCUGGUGAUGUCUGCUAUGCAGAUGUCUUCAAUGAUGGCUCUGGAAUGGUGGAAUUUCUGAGAUAUGAAGACAUGCGGUAUUCUGUGAAGUACCUGAAUGAAUCUAAAUUCCGAUCUCAUGAGGGUGAACAAGCCUAUGUCCGUGUGAAGCAAGACUACCGGGGACCUUCCCGUUCCAGAAGCAGAAGCUAUUCUCCACGACGCACUCGAGAUUCGCCACGCUACACACCGAUGAGGCUGCGCUCUCGCUCACCCUCAUCUCUCUCCACAUCUUACUCUCGUUCCAGAUCACCUUUUUGAACUGAAACAAACCAUUUUUUUUUCCUUUUAUUAAUCUGUCUGUGUGUAUGGGUCAAGUAUGGCUCCAAUGGAUACGACACUACAUUUUUCUUUUCUCUUCUCUUCCAUUUCUCAUUGUUUAGUUGUCACAUUUUUCAUCAAAUCUGGUGUGUGGAUGGAUUAAGGACUGGGCAUUGAAAGUAGGGAUGGGGGUGGGGACCAAUCUUUAGACUAAGAUAAUUGGAACUUAGCUUCAUAAUCUUUGAAUUCCUUUCUCCUUUGUUUUCAGCUUUUACCCCCCCCCCACCUUAUGUUACGAUUUUUUCCCAGCCAAUUUCUUUGUAUUUUUUGAUGCUUUCACAUUACAAUUUAGCAUAGAAUGAAAUAAUUUGUGAUUAUAACCACAACAAUAACAAAAACAAUAAUAAUAAUCCAACCCCCUCUUCAUUUUUUUGUUUUCAAUUUUUUUUUUCUUUAAGUUCUUUUUGUAGUAAAAUAACAGAAAAAAAUUAUUUGGGUUUCACUUCUAAAUAAAAGUUUGGUGAAACGCUUCAUUAGAAUUUGAUAAUAUAUAUGUAUACUUAUGAGUGUGUGUGUAUAUUUCUAUACAUACAUACACACACAUUUUUGCUUACUUCGUGGUAUAAAAAAACAUAACUAUAUACAUGUUGUGUGUUAGAGGUGUGUAUAGGCUUGUCAUAUACAUAGAGUGAGUGUGUGUAUGUAUAUAUAUAUAUAUAUAUAUAUAGUCGAAGCUGUUGCAAUGUACUUUUUGACUUGACCUUGCUUUGAAUAUCACAUCUUUUCCUUUUCUUCUGCUACUGUUCUCGACUCCUCUCUCUCACCCUCCAUCCACCUUGUUUUACCAUUUUCCUCUUCCAGCUGGGGGGUUUUGUUUCUCUAUGCUUUAAUGAUUGUUUAUUGUGCUCCUCUUUCCUAGAUCCUGUGUGUUGGUACUCACAGUUACUGUGGAGCAGCAAAGGAAUGUACCUACCUACCUACGUACCUAAUCUACCUAUCUACCACACACACUCACAGAGCCGUCCAGAUCAUUGAUUUACGGACACACACCACAUUAACUGCUGUUUUCUCUCUCUCUCACUCUCUCUUUCUCUCACUCUCUCUCUCUCUUUCUUUCUUUCUCUCUCUCUCUCUUUCAUUCAGCGGAAUAUUGCUCCAAGAUUUCCAAUGCCACAAAAAAUAAAAAGAAAGAAAUUAUAUAUAUCUAUAAAAAAAAUGUGUAAACAAAACAAACUACAAAAAGUACAAAAACAAAACAAUGAACUGGUAUGCAUCUGUGUAGUCCUUUCAAAAUUUCUUUAAAAAAAAUUUUUAUCUUUUUCUGUUAUUAUUAAUUUUUCUUCAUUAUUCUUUAGAAUUUUUAUUAAUUAGGAUUAAAAAAAAAUAUACGUAACAAAAAAACAUACGAACAAUAUAAAACAUUAAUCUAUCUAUGUGUACACACACACACUGCAUGUAUACACUGCAUAUACAUACGACCGACCGAUAUACACACUCACAAAAACAUAGAUAUACAUGUGUUUAAAAAAAAAAACUUAGAAAAAGAAUAAAAUUGCUAUCUUGCAGUAUUUUACAUAACAAAAAAAAAGUUUCCUUAAUCUUAAGUAACUUUAAUUAUUUUUAAUUACGUUAAUUAAAAGUUAAUAUUUUAUAUUUAAAAGGUUAUAUGCGAAAGGACAGUUUUUAUCUCUUUGUGAGAUUUUGUGGUGUUGACAAAAAAAAAAAAAAUGAAGCAAAGAGCUUUGUCAAAUCUAUGAGGGGGAGAGAGCAUCGUUUUCUUUCCGUUUACUGUUAGGUUCUGUUUCUGUCAUCUCGUUCUUUUCCACUGAAGACCAAACAAAACAAAAUGACCUUCUAUUAGAAUUAUCCCAUACAGUUAUAUAACAUUAUACACACACACACACACACUCUCUCCUCUUUCUCUAUGUAUAAACACUUCUAGUCAUUCAGUAGUUUCUUUUUACUGUCCAACCUCAUUUGUCAAUGAAUGCCCCCCACUUCUUCACACCCCUGUAUACAUAAACACUAAGAACACGAGACACACACCCAAAACGCAAAUAUAACCAUAUUUGGAAGAAAAGAAAAUGUAGUUAUUUUUUUUUUACCAUAUAUGGUGUUGACUCACCACCCCCUAGUGUUCUUCUUGUGUAUCUAUUGGUCCUGAAUGUAGUAAUUAUUUUCAUUCUUUCUUCCUAUACAGUAAUAUACAAUGAUGUUAAUAAUAAUAAUAAUAAUAAUACUCUCUCUCUGUAGUGGUCAUUUCUGUUGGUUAGCAAAAAGGAAAUCCUACUGCAUAACCUUGAGAUUCCCUUCUCUUUCCUUUCAACUCUGGCAAGUCUGAAGUUGUUGUUGUUGUCAUUGUUAGUAGUUGCAGACGCUUCAUACUUAAUAGACUGGCAAAGUAAUGUCUUCUGAGUACCAUCUUUGCCAUUUUGAAUAUGUCUUUCCAUUCCUUUGUAAUUCAAAUUUAUAAAGACAAAAAAAAAAACAAUAAUUAUAUUCUAGAUUUCUUUGUUCCUAGUUCACCUGUCUGUCUAUAUAUACAUAUACACACAUAUACACUCCUGUCUGUUGUUUUGCUUAUACACACACAUCACAUGCAUUUCUUUUAAGUGUGGGCCCAUUUCUAUGCAAAUGCUGGGAGCCACCGAGCGUUAUUUCUUUUCUCUCUUUGUUCUUUUCAUUUCCCCAAAUUUUAUUUUCCAUUCUUCUUCUUCAAAGUUGUAGUGGACCAGAAAUAAGGUUUGUUAUUUCAGUAUCUCUGCUCUUCUGUUCCAAAUAUUUCACAGAAAUAUAUUAUAAUUUUUACACAUGAUGAUGAUGAUGACGAUGAUCACACACAUGCACACACUUAAACACACGCUACUAUUUAGUUUUGUCCAUUUUCCAUGACUGUAAACACACGCACUCACACACAUACAUAGGAAAGAGGAAACCUUAAAGUUUAAUCGCAUUCAUAUUUUCCAUAUAACAGUCCUGUUCCCUUAAUGUUUUUUUAAUGUUAAAGCAGUAUUGAUUUUGAGAGUGUUAUAUAUACAUAUAGGUAUACAUAUGUGUGUGUGUAUAUAUAGAUGUAUAGAUAGAUGUAUAUAAAUGACAUGACUGGUAUGUAAUAACAGUUUAUAAAUUUAUUUCUUUAAAUGGCCACAGCUGAGAUGCAUUUCACAACAACACACCAGGAGUGUCUCUCUUCUGCCACCUUUGGUAGAUCUCUAGUUUCUGUGUGUGUGUGUUGUGUGCUUGUAUUUUAUAUUCUAGUUAGCAGCCUAGUUAUAUACAUACAGUAUAGUUAUAUUACACUCACUCAGUAUCAUUAAAGGUUUUGGUUUUUAUUUUUAGCUUCAAUUCAGUCCCAACAAAGAUGUCAUUCCAUCCAUGACUCUCUCUCUCUCUCUCUCUCCUUUUUGUACAGCUUGGACAAUGUUGUCCUCUGUCGUCUUUUGCUUCGUAUAAUGUGGUAGGUAGAGGUGCAAUUUGACUGCUAUUUCUAGAGGGCUGCAUAACUACAUAGAGGCUCCCAUUUAUGCCUGUUGUUUCAUACAGUUUUGGCUACGUCUAUAUAAACUGCUCUCUCAUAAAUAUAUACAUAAUACCAUAUCUGGAAAAUUCACCGCAAGCAUUUUUUGCCAUGGGAAAUUUCGCUGUAGGAAAUUUUCCCAUAAUUAGAGAAAAUUACCUUUCUCUAAUUGGUAGGUUAGUUGAUGAAGUUGCCAUUUUAAUAAAACAGCUAAUCUUUAUUUUUGCUAUUAAUUUUUUUUUUACGGCAAAAAUGCUUAUAGUGAAAUUUCCUAUAACCACAUAAUACAUACAUUUUACACACAUGUAAACACCCACAUUAUUUUCACUGACCUUCAUGUCUACCUGGAAAAUAGAAUCAAUGUAACCCUGGGCUAAAUUGUUGCUUUCUAUUUAGUUUAUGUAUUUCUGUAGUUCAAGCCCUGUUGAAAUUAAUUCUCUCUUUCUUCCUUCGGCCUCUGUGUGUGUGUGUGUGUGUGAGUGAAACAGCUGUAGGGGAUGUUGGUGGCGUGUCUUUUGAUCAGCUCUAGUCCCAAAUCUCCCCCUCAUGGCAUUAUGGAUUUAUGUAUAUCAGAAAAAAAUAAUUACCAGCUUCGUCUAUUUUCAACUCUAAGAGUUAAUACUUUUUAAAAAAAAAAUAUUUUCUUCCUCCUCCUCCUAUGCUCUCUCUCUCUCAUAAAUUAAGCCCCAUCCCUUCUAUUAUUAUUAUUAUUAUUAUUGCAUACACUGCCUCUUUCCAUGUUGUUUAGUCUUGAUGUUGCUUUUUUAUUUUCUUAUUUUUACUGCAUAAUUUGAAAAACCAAAAUUGUCUUGUAGUUUUAUUCCAUGAAUGAUAUAAAGAUAUGUAAUCUUUGUUGAUUUCAUAACAUUUGUAUUUAAAAAGUAAUAUUAAUAAUGAUAUAAUAUUAAUAAUAAUAAUAAUGAUAUUAUUAUUAUUAUUUAGUCAGUUCUGAUGGUGUCGGCGAGGUGUUUCUAAUGGUAUUCUUCCUUUUUUUUUUUCAUGUACUUCUAAAGGUUAAAUACUUAAAGGAUGGAUUGGAAGCUAGGAGCAUUCAUUGUCUGGAGACAGGAUCCUAGGAACCUGGGUGGAGGGUGAGGAAAAAAAAAUAUUAAAAAAAACAGAGCAAAGGAAAUUUAGUCAUGUUUGUUGUUUUCUCUCCGGAAAAGAACAAAAAACAAAAAUACACAAA